GAGAUGGAGCAGUCCCCUGCAAUGCGUUCUGACUACUUGGUCUCAGGGAUUCGAACUCCGCCAGUGAGGAGGAACAGCAAACUGGCAACACUGGGCAGGAUCUUCAAACCAUGGAAGUGGCGGAAAAAGAAAAAUGAGAAGCUAAAGCAGACAUCUGCAGUGCUGGAGAAGAAGAUGACAGCACGACAAGGUCGGGAUGAACUCAUUAAGAAAGGUCUUCUGGAGAUGAUGGAACAAGAUACCGAAGGCAAAGCCUGCACUGGUGACGACAGCACGAGAGCAACGCAGAGUGACCCUCCAGCUCCUGUGUGCCAGGCACUUGCCUCAGAAGAGGUGCAGCAAGAGAGUACAGUAGCAGCCACAACGAAUGUGACCUCUCUUGGUGAGGAGCUGCAUUUGGAUGAGCUGAAAGAAGAUGCAGCCAAGAAACCUUCAGCACCCAUGGAAGAAUUAGAAGAUGCCAGCCUGCCAGCAUCUGAAGACAGUCCACAAGCCUUACUUGUAUCUGAAUCCACAGAUUCCCCCCAGAAACAGACAGAAAGAAACCCAGCACAGCUUCCCAGCCCUCCGUUGCUCCCAGCGCCACCACCUAAGGCCAUCUCCAAAAUCACAAAGAGCAUAACAGGAAGUGAAAUAGAUGACCCAGUCAUGAAAUCUCCUCCUUCCACCAUCCUGAAGAAUUAUGUCAUUGUUGGUUCCUCCCAAAUCUCAGGACAAGCUGCCCUCUUCCAUCCCUCUGGCCAGAAAAGUUCAGAUGCCCAUGUCAGAGGACAGGUAACAACUCCAACUGGUUCCCCUCACCUGGCUGCUGUCCACCUGCCUUUACCUCCCAGCAGAGUCAUUGAAGAACUCCACAGGGCUCUGGCCACCAAACACCGGCAGGACAGCUUCCAUGGAAGAGAAAGCAAAGGCUCUCCAAAAAAAAGAGUGGAUGUCCGUCCAUCCCGAACAUCUAGCAUUGAGCGCAACAAAGAAAAGGAGAACUCACUGAAUUACAGCAGUGAUUCAGAAAAUAAGCGGAACUCAGUAAAAGAGUCGGAUGAGAACAAAGAAAACAUGAUUAUGAACUCAGAGCUCAAGGACGACUCUGUUUUUUAUCAGGAUGAGGAAGUUUUGAAUGAUUCCGUUAUUUCUGGUACUUUGCCAAGAAAAUGCAAGAAAGAACUGCUGGCAGUAAAACUACGAAACAGACCAAGUAAGCAGGAGCUGGAAGACAGGAAUAUUUUCCCAAGGAGGACAGAUGAGGAAAGACAGGAAAUUCGGCAGCAAAUUGAAAUGAAACUCUCAAA
Messenger RNA from Tauraco erythrolophus (red-crested turaco), 1289 nucleotides. The record is from RefSeq and is a predicted model, not a curated record. Lineage: Eukaryota; Metazoa; Chordata; Aves; Musophagiformes; Musophagidae.